CAAUGCGCAACUCUCGCAAAACACACGCAAAAUGUUAACUGUUAACUGCCAAAGCGCACAAAACAAAGUUGGCAGCUCUCUUCCACACACACACACAUACACACACUCGCACACGCACACGCACACACUCAGUGCGCUGACGUCUAAUGGCAAAUUGCUGUGCUGUGUGUGAGCUACAACAAGUUGCAGUUAGACACAAUAGACGACGCUCUCACGCUCAGUUCGCUCACACUGCGUGUCACACGGUGCGUAUGAGCAAUGUAUGCAAGAAGAACAAUGCGAGUGCAUCAAGAGUUCUCUGUGUGUAUGUGUGUGUGUGUUUUUUUUAUUGUCCUGUUAAAGUUCUGACCCACCAAGACAAUUACCCUGUAUUUUCGAACCCAGUAUUUUUGCCCAACAUAAUUACUUUAGAGCUCGACGCUCACAGACGGCAAACGCAGCUCGUUGAAGUUUGGCCAGCGACACGAUUUCUAAGUUCUAAACAAAGAGAAAACAAAUAUGCAAUAAAUCAAGUUCUUUCAGUUCUGAAACAUUCAGCAAAAGUGCAUUGUAAAUAUCUAAACACAAAAUACGAAACAAAGUAUAACAAAAAAAGAAUGCAAAUCUAUUGUGCAAUAAAAUAUAUACAAAUACUUAUGUACAGCUUCGCUUUUCUAUGCAACAAGCAACUUGCAACAACUGUGUAAGCAACAGCAACAUCAUCAUCAACAACAACAACAAAAAUAAUACUAAUAAUAAUUCUAAUCACAAACAUCAGCAACAAUUUGAAAUAAAACAAACAACGUUCUACAAAUUCAACUUACUUUUCUAAUGCAAAAUACAAAAAUACAAAUUUGAAACAACGAAUGAAUAAACAACGCCGUUUACAAACAUAACUUACAACCAAGAACAACAACAACAACAACAUUAUGAAUAUAUUGCUGACUACUGAAAAUCUUCUACAAAAAUAGCGGGUGCUUUAAAAUCUAUUAACAACACAAAAUGGCUGCGAAACCGAAUGUGCUACAAGAAAAAACAUUUGAGCUGCAACCACACCAAUUACAACAACAACAACUCAUCGCCACAACAACAACAACAGAAACAACCGCCACCAGCAGCAAAGUUCGACAGCGUUUUACUCGAACGCUGCAAAAAUGAAACAGAAACAGAAUCGAGGCAUUGUUGAAAGAUUUAUACAAAUGUUGCUCUCAAUAUGAAAGCCACCUAAAGAAAAUAGCAGCAAAAUAACACGGGAAGACAACGACCUUAUCAAGGUCAAAGUGCAACACACACUCACACAUACAUACACCCACAUACACAACACUUCCACACACACCCACUCACAUACACACACACACACACACACCAAGAAAUGUGUUAAGUGCGAUGCAAACUGCAAACUGAUCCGUGAAAAGGUUCAACGAAUUUCUUAAAGUCUAAAGAAAGAAAACCAAAAAUAAAAAAAAACCAACAACAAAAAUCCAAUAAAAAUUCUUUAAUACCAAAAACAAAACAAAAAAUACUAAACAAAAAGUAAAAUUUAGAAAUUUGCUCUGUGAUUUUCUAUCAGAAUGGUUUAAUAAUCCAAAUAAUAUUAAUAACUUAUAAUAAUAAUAAAAUAAUAGAAUAAACAAAUACAAGAAUUCAUAAAUUAUUAUAUUUAUAAAUAUUGCCUAAUUGCAUUCAAAAAAUAAAUUAUUUAAGAACGAGAAGCUUUAAAUUUCCCAACACAAAACCAAAAAACCGAAAAACAACUAAAAUUCUAUAUACAUAAAACAAAUAAAAUAUAAAAUUUAGAGGCAAACUAAUUAGUGCAACUGUAAUUAGUAUUUAUGUGCAAAGCCAACGAAACAACAUAAACCACAUACGAGUUCAAGUUCGAGUUCGAGUUCCAGUUCAAGUUGCAUUUGUGGCAUUCAUAUCGCGACCCCAGCUGAACACUCGCCCCCAUCCCUUAGUAGCCAUGGAUGAAAUGCCAGAUUUGUCGCAUCUGACGCCGCACGAGCGCAUGCAGAUUGAGAAUGUGCUCAUGCGGCAAAAACAGGAGGAGGAGAAACAGAACGAGAUAAUGCGUCGAAAACAGGACGAGGUUGUCACGCUGGAGAUGCAAAUCAGACAGCGAUCGGAGCAGCAGAAGAAGGCCGGCGUCGAACUGGAUGCCACCUGUCACAUAUGCCUUAAGACCAAGUUUGCCGAUGGCGUUGGCCACAUUUGCCAUUAUUGCAACAUUCGCUGUUGCGCUCGUUGCGGUGGCAAAGUAACUCUGCGUAGCAACAAGGUCAUUUGGGUGUGCAUACUGUGCCGCAAGAAGCAGGAACUGUUGUCCAAAACAGGCCAAUGGAUCAACAAGACGGCGGUACAACAAGAUGGUUUCAUCCGGCGCAUCGAACCCGAUGGCAGCAGCGACAUCUCACAGCAGGCCAUUGUGGAUCCUCACGAUACCACGGACAAGCGACCAAAGCUGGAGCGCACUCGCAGCGCCGCCGAGAAGGAGAAUCUGCCCAUGCAACGUGCUGGCAGCAUGUUGCGUCGUCAGUAUUCGCAGCAGGAGCAGCCAACGAAUCGACGUCUCUCCGUCUCCGAUAGCGGCAUGGAUGCCAUGAGUCCUGGGCAACAGCAGCAGCAGCAACAGCAGCGACAGCGCAUGCAACCAAUGAAUCCGCAGCAGGCGCAACAGUACCAACAACAACAGCAGCAACAGCAGCAGCAGCAACAACAAGGAUAUGGACAGCAGCAUCCACAGCGAUCGGGUGCUUAUCCAGAGGAUGAUCCGCGAUACUAUCAGGGCGAACUGGACGGUUUGAUGCGACAACAUCCGCAUCUGGCGCAUCCCAGCCAGGUGCAACAGCAACCACAUCAUCAGCAGCAGCAACAUCCGCACCAACAGCAACAUCAGCAGCAACAACAACAACAGCAUCUCACGCCACAGCAACAGCAACAACAGCAGCGACAACAGCAAGCACAGCAACAGCAACAAUAUGCUGCACGCCAGCAACAGCAGCAGCAACAUCAGCAACAGCAGCAGCAGCAACGUCAGCAGCAACAACAUUCACAGCAGACACAAAGACUGCAACAGCAGCAGCAGCAGCAGCAACAUCAACAGCAGCAGCCGUAUCAGGGACAAGCGACACAUGCUCAGAUCCAUCAGCCACCGUCAGCGAUGAGCCAAAGCCAACAAAUGGUGAGCGGUGGCUAUCAGAAGCCGCCUCCGUUGACACGAAAUCUGACGAUCAGCGGGGGACACGCAAUGGAUGCCACCUCGUACAAUCAGCAACAGCAGCAGCAGCAACGUCGUGCCUUGGCCGGAGCUCAAUAUGCAUCGCAGCAGCAGCGUUCGUUUAGCAGCUCCGAGGAGGAGUUCCAGAACCAAAUGAUCGCAGCUCAGGCCCAGGCUCAGAUGGGGGCAACGAUCAAUGCGGGCUCCGAUUAUGACGGCGGGCGUCUUCAGGUGCGCACGGAUCCCUGGCGCCAACAGCGCAGCCUCAACGAACGUGAUCUGUUGACGGUCGGCGGUUCGUACGGUUCGACGGACUUUCGCCUGUUGGGCCAUACGAAUCAGCGGCUUUACGCCUCGGCGGAUCAACGGGAUCGUUACGAGCUGCAGCUGCAGCAUCGCGAUCGUCUCGAGCAGUAUCCAUUGACCAGGACCGCUCGCUUGGACGUGCAGCAGAGGAACUCGUUGAAUCGCAGCAAUCACGAGCGACAAUUUACUGGAGGAGGAGGUGGAGUUGGAGGAGUCGGAGUUGGGGGAGCUGGUGUCGGUCCUGGCGCUGUUUCUGGUACUGGUGCUGGAGUCGGUGGUGGCGCCUUCCGUCGUGCACCGCCCUUGGCCGCGGCCAGCGGCUGCGGAGGCAGCAGCAGCAGCAGCACCAGCAGCAGCUACUAUCCACAGAGCCAGAGCCAGAGCCAAAGCAAGCCGCAGAUUGUAAUCGGAGCGGGCACGGGAACGGGAUCAUCAGUUGGAGCAGGCAUUGCCUAUGAUCGUGGCGCCAUGUCGGCAACAGCAGCUGAUGGCGCCAGGGGCAGCCUGAGCCGAGAGCGCGGCCUGCUCGGCGCUGGCGGUGGCGGCGGCAGCAGCUCCCUCAGCUCCACGGAGGCCGCCUACUGGGACGAGCCGACGGGCAGCACAUCCUCCUCAUCGGCGGCCCAGGAUUCGCGUCGCUUCACCGAGCGUAGAAUAAAAAAGACCGUGCGCUUUGAUGCCCACGACGAUGAGUCGCUGUUGCUGCCACCUGGCAGCGGUGGAGGAGGAGGCGGUCUAGGUGGUGGCAACAACAGCAGCAGCGCCUUGCCACCAGUGACAACUAUAUUGCCCUCGACGGCUGUCGAUGUGGGCACGGCGACGCUGUUGACCAGCGCCAAGCUGACGCAACAACCCCUCGAUGGGGAUUGGUCGCGUUGGGAUGCCGAGCGUCAGGGCAGCCAGGAUUCGGCAACCAAAGAUUCGGGCAUCGAUACGAGCAGCACGUUCACCAGCAGCGAGGACUCGAAUCGCGGCGAUGGCCCCAAGAAUCCGGUGAAUUGGCAAACAUCCGCGGAUAAUACUCGCAUGAUUGGUCACAUGAUAUUACGUAAAUACUAUGAUGGGGAAGAUAUAUUAGGCUUAAAGGUGAACGGCGGUCAGCCCAUUGGCAGCAUCCAUGGCGGUCCAUGCGGCGCCAUUGUGGAGAAGGUGAAGCGCGGUUCGGUGGCCGAUCUCGAGGGCUGCAUUCGACCAGGCGAUGAGAUCAUCGAGUGGAAUGGACGCAGUCUGCACAACAAAAGUUCAGAUGAGGUCUACGAUAUUAUAGACGAGAGUCGACUGGAUGCCCAAGUGGAGCUCGUUGUCUGUCGCUCGUUGCUGUUGCCCACCGGGGCAAGCGGCAGCAUCGACAGCGGCGGCAGCAGCAGCAACGUCAGCCCCAUCAGCGCCUGCUCCGGUUCCACCAGCAGUGCCCCCCAACGACGCUCCUCGGCCAACACGCCGCACAGCGGCCUCGCCACCAGCAUGGCUGGCAGUGCGGUGGUCAGCAGCGGAGGGCGGUAUCUGCAGCGUAAAGCGCCUGGCGUUGAAGCGCUCGAAUUGCAUCGUGAGAAGCCGAGUGUGCUGAUCACAUCGCCUGGCUCGCCGGAUCUGCACGUGAGCGGAUCGGGCAACGGGCUGCGGCAUCGUGGCGCAGGCAGCUCGAGUGUCGCACAGCAGACACAGCGUCUGGGUGCCGGAGGCCAUAGUCACAGUCACAGCCACAGCCACAGCGGGAGUAAUCACAGCAGCAGCCACAGUCACAGCAGCCAUAGCAGCGGCAGCGGGGGCAGCAACAGCGGGAGCGGGAGCAGCAACAGCAGCGCAACACUACAAGCAGCAGCUGCUGCCGCCGCGGGCGGCCUGCACAGCACAACGACGGCGGGCCAUCAUCACCAUUGCCAUCCGGCAGCGCCAUCACCGCCAUCGCACACGCAUCCGCACCCGCAUCCGCAUCCCCAUCAGCAUACGCACAGCCACUCGCAUGUGCCGCAUCAUGGCAUGGGCAUAACAACGCAACCGAUACCGAUCGAGGGGCGGCUGCAGCUCAAGCUCGGUUACGAUCAGAAUACGUUGCAGUUGAUUGUGACGCUUGUUUGCGCCACGGGCCUGUCGCUACGUCAAAGCGGCGCCGGGCGCAAUCCCUAUGCCAAAGUGUUUCUGCUGCCCGAUCGCAGUCACAAGUCAAAGCGACGCACGAAAACUGUGGGCACAACCUGCGAACCGCGCUGGGGUCAAACGUUCAUCUACUCGGGCCUGCGUCGUUGCGAUCUCAAUGGUCGACUGCUGGAGGUCACACUGUGGGAUUAUGUCCGCUAUGGCGCCAACGACUUCAUCGGCGAGGUGGUCAUUGAUCUGGCCCAUCACAUACUCGACGACGAGGCCGAAUGGUAUCAGCUGCAGCCACAUCAGGACACCUCCCAUCUCUUACGUGACGAGGGCAGCGAUGUGGACGGCCUGAUACUGACACCGACAGAUCAUUUAUCACCGCCCAGCACAAUGUCGCGUCUGAGCGAUUCGGACACAACGUCCGAAUGCGACAUCGAUGGAAUGACGCCCGGUGCCAGCAUAUCAUCCAUGGGCAGCUCCACCAGUCCGCCGCUGCUUGAGCUCGAUCUAAACGAGCGUCGAUCCAGACGUGACAUGUCACCCCAGGGCCGUAAACGGGUGGCCGGAAUGGUGGCCCGAGAUUAUCGCACUGUAUCUGGCAUUGGACAAAGUUAUCACAAUCAGGCCUCUGCCACGGGCUAUUAUAGGCGAGGUGGCGGUAAUGGUGUUGGCGCUGCCAUUGGACCCGGUGGCAUGAGCCUGAGCCAGCGCAGCCACUCGGCGGCACCAAGCGAUAACUACCACAGCGGCGGAUCCGGGUCGGGGCACGGUGCGCCUGGCUACGGCUAUCGAAGCAGCAGUCCACGUCGAGGCUCCCUCUCGCCCCCCGACGAUCGUUACAUUGACUAUCCAGUGCUUCCAAUUCACGGUUCACCCAACGCCGCUGCUUACGGCGGCAGCUCGGCUACGGCGGCGGCACAGCAGCAACGUUUCCAAUCGCGCUCAGCGACUGCCACGCCCACGGGAUCUCCCAAAAAGCGUCAACUGCCACAGGUACCACAAACUUCGCGCAGCGCCAUGUUGCGUGAUCGACUGGGUCAGGACUUUGACGAGCGCCUCGCUUCGGGCAGUCGCUUUGGACGUCAUCGGACACGACAGCCGCACCAUCAGGCUACAUAUCGCAGUACCGGCAUGGGCGGUUGGGAACGCCACUAUACCGGACUGUCGGACAGCGAUCUGCAGUCGAUGGACACACGAAUGCGGCCACGCCACUCUCUGUCGCCGGAUAAAGAUUUCAUGGGUGAAUUCGGUGACUCGGACAUGGAGUCGGUGGUCAGUGUGACGUCCAGCGCCUUCUCAACGCAAUCGGAACGGCCGCGCACAUCGCGUGGACUCAGCUUUCCACGCAACUGGCGCAAUCUUUUCGGCGGUGUGCCGCACAGCCUGCUGGGCAGCACCGUUGGCGGUGGCCCCGUCACCGGCCUCAAGGUGUAUCACCCCAUUGAGCACCACCGUGCCAACACCAUCGAGGUGGAUGACUGCGACUAUCUGUCGAGUGGCGGCACCCAGCAACUGCUGCUGCUGGAGCAACUCGAACAGCUGCAACAGUUGGCCGCCUUGGCUGCCGCUGACUCGCCACCAAACACAGCGGCGCUAUGUGCAGCAGCAGCAGCUGCAAGUGGCAAUGAUGCAAGUGCACUGCCAAUGACAGCACAGCGAGUGCUGGUGACGGAUACGAAUAGCGGUGAACUGGUUGAGCAGUUCUUUGUGGAGCCAGCUUUGGUGGCGGAGGAGACGCAGACGCCACUGUCGCUGUCGCUGUCGCUUGAUCCGCUGUCGCAUGAACCACAUUUGCAUACGCAUGGUGUCUACUAUUCGCCAUCGUCUCAUUUGCCCCAUACCACAACAACAGCAACAACAACAACAUUCAUUCAGCCGCCGCCAGACAUGUACCACCACCACCAACAACAACAACGACGCCACUUGAACGGACGGCCGCUCGCCCCCACCACCGUAACCACUCAUGACCACCACAACCACCACCACCACAACAACAGCAUCAACAACAGCAACAACGCCUAUGCGAUGCCGCUGCCCAGCUUUGAGCAAUUCAAGCGCAUUACCACGCCCGUCAUGAAUCUCUUUCGCAGCUCCAAUUCAGCGGCCAGCGCAACCGCAACCACGCCUGCCCACGAUCACGCCCAUCUCCACGCCCACGCGCACGCCCACGCCCACACAGUAUCCUCCUCGCCCAGCUCGUAUGUGGGCUAUGUGCGUGAUCAUCUGGACAAGAGCUGCAGUCACUGCCAGAACGGCAGUCAGCCCGUCGUCCUAUCCACCAACACAGCGCUCGCCACGCCCGGUCUGGCAAUUGGCGCCUGUGGGGAUCCCUGUUGUCUGGCCGAUGCCCAUCCACAUCCACAGCACCAGCCCAUUGCGUAUCCCUACAGUGCCGAGCAGCUGCUGCGGCGUCCCUCGCUCUCCAUGUACCAGCCGAGCAGCUCGGAACCCUCGCUGCCCACCAUGGAUCCCACGAUGUGUGGCGAGUGCGUUGAUCAGCAUUUCCUGGGCGGUCUGACGGGGCCACAGCUCAAUUUGGGCGUGGUGCCCACCUAUCAUGUUCACACACCGACGCCGACCGCGCAUCGUCGUGCCAAAUCGCAGCUGGCCACGCCCCCAUCGCUGCCCACACAAUCUGUGUUGCGUCUGUCCCGACAGCUGAGCGAGGACGCCCUCGUCUCGGCGGUGCCCAUUGCCGAGGCCACCGCACGGGCGCAACCCACAUCGAUCCUAAAGAAACCGAAGCUCGAGCGACGUCGCAUGUUCCACGAGGGACAAUCGCGGUCCCUCGACUACGACGAUCUGCACACCAAGAGUUGGGGUCGUCGACGCAUACGCUACGAGGACGAGGUGAUGCCACCCGAUAUGAUGCUCGACAUGGCCGGUUAUCCCGAAGAGAUGGGCGGACAGUUGCCCAGUUCACGACGUUACGGCUCCGAGACGAACAUACGUCAGUCGUAUAUGGGCGCCAAUGUGGAUGCUGCGAAUCCGUUGAGUCAUUCACAUUUCCUGGUCACCGACGACAAGAUCGUAACGAUCACCUACGACUCGGAUGUGGGUUGGACGCGACGCGGUGUUGCUCCCUCCCUGUUUCGGGGGCCACAUCGACGGGGACUCGAUGCUCGCAAUCACAUGUCGCUCGAUCUGCAGCGGACCAGCCAGCAGAAGAUGUAUGGCCCGGCAGCUCCGUAUAUGAAGCGACGACGCAAUCUGCCGCAUCCGCCGAGUGCGCAAAAUGCCCACAACUUUUCGCCCAUGGAAGUUGGUGUCGGUGGUGGGGUCGGUGUCGGUGUCGGUGUGGCAUCGGGGGUUGGUGUUGGGGGCGGGCUACAGAACAGUGUACACAACAACAGCAACCACCUGAACAACAGCAACUACACCAACAACAACAACUACAAUAACAAUCACAACUACAGCAACAGUAACAGUAACAACAACAAUCCACACAACAACAAUAGCCAAGCAGCGAGUAGUGUUAGUAAUAGUCACAACAACAACAACCAACAACAACAACAACUACAACAGCAACAACAACAACUACAACAACAACAGUCAGUUAGGCAAAAAGGGAAAGAAGGCAUCGCCAUCGUCAAUGGAUUGAUGGCAACGGCAUCGGAACAACUGACGAAAUCUAGUAGUGGGAGCGGUGGUGCAACAUCUGCUGCCGCUGCUGGUAAUAUCGUCGUCGAUGGUAAUAAUGCUAAUAAUGCUUCUUCUUCCUCUUUUGCAAAUCCCCCACAACAACAUCAUGGUGUCGCAUCACCCAAUAAACGUGCCCCAUCAUCAAUACAAAACACAACAACCACAAACGACGCCAACAACUUGACCCUUGACGCAACAUCACAACAACAACAACAACCAAAUACAUGCACAAAUCUCAUUACAAAUACAACAACAACUACAACAAACACAUCGUCGAAUGCAACGAAUGCUGCGGCAACAACAACAACAACCACAACGACUACAACAUCAUCAACAACAACAACGGCAACGACUGCUACAACAACUGCCACAAAUACAACAACAACAACAACCAACACGAAUGAACCAAACGCAACAACAACGAACGACGCGGAUGCGGACGCGGAUGCUCCGCUCGAUGUUAUCGAUUGGGAUGCUAUCGAUGCGAUGCUCGAUGACGAUUUCAGCGAGUACGAUAAAGACAAAAAUGGCACCGGCGAACCAGGCGCCGCCAAAUCGGGCGACGCCACCGGCGAUGCUGAAGACAAAGCUGAUGGCAGCCACUCUGAUACGACAACAGAUCGAAAGAAAGCCGGAAACGUGGAUCAGGAACGUUCGCCAAAAGGUGGCAGCGGAAUGGGCAAGAAAUCCAACUCGACGUCGCAGCUAUCGGCAACAGGUCGUAAAAGACGUAUGGGCUUUGGAAAGAAGGGUAAGAACUCGUUCACGGUGCAUCGCAGCGAAGAGGUGCUGCCUGGUGAUAUCACGCGAGAGAUGCGCUCGGGCGGAGGAGCGGGCGGCGGUGGCCUCUCCCGUGGCUCGUCCUCGGAGGCGGACCCAAUUGAACAGUUUUUCGGCGAUGGCGCUGGUGGGGAAAGAUUUUCGCCUUCACUGCGUAAUGAUGGAGCCCUUAAUGAGUUUGUGGAUGGUCUAGGACCCGGACAAUUGGUGGGUCGCCAAGUGCUGGGCGCUCCCUCGUUGGGUGACAUACAGUUAUCGCUGUGCCAUCAAAAGGGCUUUCUCGAGGUGGAGGUCAUACGUGCCAGGGGUCUUAGCAAAAAACCCUCAUCGAAGAUGUUGCCUGCGCCCUAUGUGAAGGUGUAUCUGGUAUCGGGCAAACGUUGCAUUGACAAGAUGAAAACAUCGACAGCACGUCGUACACUGGAUCCGCUUUAUCAACAGCAAUUGGUAUUCAAACAACCUUACAACGGUUGUGUCCUACAGGUGACCGUUUGGGGCGAUUACGGCCGCAUUGAAAAGAAAGUGUUUAUGGGCGUGGCACAGAUAAUGCUUGAUGAUCUGAAUCUAUCGAAUAUCGUUAUCGGCUGGUACAAACUCUUUGGCACCACCUCACUGGGUCGUCCGAUUGUUUGGGCCGGUGAAUCAAUUAUGGAGGAGCAGGGUGAAUAACACUUCCCAACAACAGUGAAAACACUUUAAAGACACCAAACAAGCACAAACAAAAAAAUAAAACAAUAAUUGCAAACAUGCCCCCAAAAAGCAAAACGAACUGAAUUUAACCCUUGCAAAGAGCUGCCAGCCAGGCAGCCAAAUAGCAAAGGACCAAGGUCAGCCUGCAGGAACUAUGCAAAUGGGAGUUACCGGAACAAUUGGAUAUUGGAUAUGUGCCCGAUUUCCACUCGACACGUUGCUGGCCUAAUCUAUGUCCAAUAUAUAUAUAUGUGUAUAUAUAUAUACAUCGAAAUAUAUAUAUAUGUAUGCAUAUUUUUUUUGUAUUCUACGACCGGGAGAUUUCCAUAAAGUAUAAGAAUCUAGUUAAUUUUGUAAGUCAUGAGAACAAAUGCAUUUAAAACCAAAACCGAAAACACAAGCAGAGGCAGUAAAAGUAAAAACAACUUAACUAUGAAAUUCAAAAUAAAUGAUCCAAGAUAUAAAUGUACACAUCCAUAUACAUAUAUUGUAUAUAUGUGUAUAUGUAGACAUCUAAUUUAAUUGAUAAUAUUAUAUUUGAGAAAUGAAACUUGUAAAUUGAUGCAUAUUUGAAAGAGUUUUUAUUACACACCUAAGAUCACUAUUAUUUUCGUAAUACGAUUAUUAUUAAUUAUUAUUAUUAUUAUUAACUAUUAUUGAUAAAACCAAAACAAAACAAAAAAAAACUACAACCAAUAUAUAAGAUUAAAAAAAAGUGCUAAUAUCGAGAAGAUCGAGAAGAUAGAACCUAAUGCUAAGUCAAGUGAAAAGUUACAGAAAAAUAGGGCGAAGUGUAAGAAGAAGAAGAAGAAGAAGAAGCAAAGUUGUUUAAUAUAGCUAAAUUUAAAUCAAUAAAUUAAAGAUACAGAUUUUCAAAAUGUUUACGAGUAUAUAUAUAUAUAUUAUAUACAAUAUAUGUAUACACAUACAUAUACAUAUAUAUACAUACAUAUAUAUAUAUAUAUAUAUACAUAUUUAAUGUUUAAGCAAGCAAAGAACCACUAACACUUAAAUAAGCCUAACUUACGAUAAACUUAAACUUAAAGUUAAUCAUAAAGUAACUAAAACAAAAAAAAAACAUUGAGAUAUAUGAUAUAUGAUGAGAUAUGUACUAUUAAUCCUCAAAAUAUUUAUCAAGCGUGACCGAUUGAGCUAAUUUAAUUUGGUAAAACACAAACAACAAAACAUGCAUUCAAUUGAUAAAUACAAAUUUAUCUUAGGCUGUACAUAGACCCACAUAAACACACCAAUACACACACACACACACAUCUACUCACACAUACCCAUAGAGAGUUCAAAUUUGUUAAACUUAGCCAUUAUGCAAGUACUAUAUAGAAUAUAUAUUUUUGUUUCGCUUUUUCGCUCUGCCCAACUGCAUAAACUUGGCAGAGAAUCCACAGUGUGCAAGUUUUUGAGAAAAGUGCUGAAAAUACUAUAGAUUAGCAAUCGGCAAUCGAUAUAUAUUUCAAUAGAACACGAUUUCUAUAUAUGCAUUUUCGAUAUUGAGAGAUUUAUUUGAAAGCAUUCUCAAUUCUAGAAUCCAAGCAUUAGACGCGCAUCACUCUCUCGCUUCUAGAUCACAGACACACGGACCCCUAAAAAUAUUUAUUCAACUGCAUACUCGUAUAUAUCUUCUGCCUACAUCAGAUAACUCGAUAACCGCAUCAAGUACCUUCAAAUUAAUAGUGUGAGCUGUAAAAAUGUUACCUGCUUGCUAAUGAAAUUCAUAUAAAAGUGAAACACAUGCCACAUCUUAGGCUUAUAAACAAUUUAUUUGCAGAGUUUGAAGACAAAACAAAAAACAAAAUAAUUACUUAUUCCGAUAUAGAAACGUAUAUGACAAACAUUGUUUUAGCGUUUGAUCGCGUUUUCUUGGGCAACAUUUUGCAAUGCAUUCAGUCUCUAAGAGAAGAGACUACACGAAAUGGUUCAUUUUGAGUAAACAUAUCAUAUGCCUGCGAGAGAUCUAUUUACUUAGUUGGGAGCAGUAGGUUUUAACUACUGUUAUUCAUGUUGUUCCUAUUCAGAUCUUACAUACAUAACAUACAUAUAAAAACUAUAAAUUAUAUUCCUUCACAUCAGAUGAUAUUAAUUUCAACCUGUCCGUCCAUUCAUCAGCUUUUGCAUUACAUUCAGAAACAAAUACGGAUAUGGAUAACCAUCCACGUUUCUAGAAACAGAACUACAUCAACACAAUAUAUACGUAACGAAUGCCAAAUAAUAAUCCAUUAAAUGCAACUUGAAAAUACAUUCAAAAUGUUGCCGCAAGAGAUGAUCGAGGGACAUCACCUAGAACCAGAUUAAAACGCGCUUCAAGAACUUCAAUACUAUCAGCGAGGUUUCCAGCAAAUAAAUAUACCACACUUUAAACGAUAUUUAGAGACAGAUACAGAUCCAAGUACAGAUACAUUAAUGCAUACCAAUACAUACAAAGCAUACAUACUAAUUAUAAUAACCAGACUUUGACACUCUGCUCUUUACAUUUCUCAUACAACCAAAACUUUUCUAAGAUAAAACUCUAUUUUUUUUAUUUAAAGUGUUCUCCUAAAAAAACAUUUAAAUGCUUUUAUUAAUCAGCAACAAUAAAAAUACAAAUACGAUAAUACACAUUAAAUUAUAAUAUUGGCGUGCGUCAAUAUUUCAAUGCUCUUUCCAUACAAUUGAUAAAGUAGCUGACGAAAAACUUUCUAAACGAAAAUUGUUUUGUAUUGGUAACAAUCUUGCGUUGUCUGAUAUAUUCAUUAACUACUCCAACUAUUUAUUGUUUCAACUCUUUACUAGCAUUAAAAUAAUAAAAUGAAGUAAAUUGAUUAACUAAAAUCCAUUUGAAGUAUGAAAUUUUUGCUGGAAAGAGUAUUUUUUCAGCAUACUGCAUUUCAUUGUGGUGCAUCUAUAUAAUUAGAAUUCCAGUCACAAAAAAUUUACACAUUAUACACACAUCUAGAAAUGUUAUUGAAACACAUGAUAUAUUAUGACAAGUUAUUUAAAAGAGACAAAGAAUAAAACCGAAAAAAAUGCUAUUUACUAAGUUCAAACUGAUAAAAACAAUUUAAAUAUACAGCAACAAGAACAAAGAGAUAUAUCAUUUAUUGCAAAAUGUUGAAAAGUAAAAAAUAAAAAAAACAAAAACAAAAAA
Drosophila nasuta is the source of this 13838-nucleotide messenger RNA. It is a transcript of the gene Rim, whose product is annotated as Rab3 interacting molecule. Gene Ontology annotation, cellular component: cytoskeleton of presynaptic active zone; presynaptic membrane. Gene Ontology annotation, biological process: intracellular protein transport; regulation of membrane potential; calcium ion-regulated exocytosis of neurotransmitter. Lineage: Eukaryota; Metazoa; Arthropoda; Insecta; Diptera; Drosophilidae. The transcript has 24 exons. Gene Ontology annotation, molecular function: small GTPase binding; transmembrane transporter binding. The record is from RefSeq and is a predicted model, not a curated record. Bases 1943 to 10681 code for a protein of 2912 amino acids.